Lodderomyces orthopsilosis Co 90-125 is the source of this 534-nucleotide messenger RNA. RefSeq lists its product as uncharacterized. The coding region runs from base 1 to 534 and encodes 177 amino acids. The transcript is spliced from 2 exons. The record is from RefSeq and is a predicted model, not a curated record. Gene Ontology annotation, cellular component: Golgi apparatus. NCBI's taxonomy places the organism in Eukaryota, Fungi, Ascomycota, Pichiomycetes, Serinales, Debaryomycetaceae.
AUGUCACAACUUUUAAAUUUAGCACAAUUUUCCAACCUUUCGGAUAGAUUCAGUGUCGAAAGAAUCAAAUCAGAUUUUGCAUCAUUACAAUCAACAAUUUCCAAAUUACGUCCACCACAAGAAUUUUUUGAUUUUAGACGUGUCUCCAAACCCGCCAAUUUUGGUGAAAUUCAACAACGUGUUAGUUAUAAUUUAGGUUAUUUUUCCGCCAAUUAUUUAGCUAUUGUUGCUUGUUUGAGUAUUUAUGCACUUGUUACCAAUUUACUUUUAUUGUCUGUGUUGGGGUUUGUUAUAUUUGGAGUCUGGGCAAUUAAUCGAUUAGAAGGUGAAGAUUUUGUUACUCCUUUUGGUAGAUUAAACACAUCACAAUUGUAUACUGGGUUAUUGAUCGUUGCUGUUCCUUUAGGAUUUUUGGCUAGUCCUGUGUCUACUUUGAUGUGGUUGAUUGGACUGAGUAUUGUUGGAGUUGGUGCUCAUGCAUCAUUAAUGGAAAAACCAAUUGAAACUGUUUUUGAAGAUGAAGGGAUUGUCUAA